CAAUAAAAAUCCCAAUAUAACCACAGGAGAAAGAUAAAACCUCCCGUUUCUCUUUCUAUGUCUAUUUUUUCAAACCAAUUCUCUUCAAUGGAAAAAUCGUCUCGAAAAACCGAUCUUCCCGAUAAGGCCAUGACCAAGUCGGAUUUGGCUGCCGCGCAGCAGCUGAUGCAGCUUAGCGACGAAGAUAACAAAAACAACAGCAGCAGCAGCAGCAGCAGCAGGAUCAACAAGAACACUAAGCACGAGGGUGAGGAGGUUGAUCAGAGGCCGUUGAUCAAUGUGAUCACUUGGGCAAAGAUUGAAGAGAUUUUUGGUAAAGAAGAAGAUGUUGAUCAGCCCAAGAAGCGAAGAUACCGGUCUCUUGCGAGCAUUUAUCUGACGAGCAAACCAGUGAAUGCAGGAUCAGCACAUGGGAAGAAGUACACUUGGUUCAAGGUGAAUGACUCAAACUACAAACUGCAAAUGAUUUGUCCUCAUACCUCAUCAAAUCAAGUCACAUUGUUCGUUACAAGCAACAUUACAGAGAACUCCAACCAGCAGCUCCACCAUGUUAUAAUUCACAGAGUUGAAGUGCUUCUGGAAAAAAGUCCUCUUCUUGUUUCAGCAACUCGUAGUCCUUUGGGGAAGACGAUGAUGACGUGGAUGCGUAAGGAAAUGGGUUGGUUCGGAGGAGGUAGAGAUUGGUUCGGGCUCUUUCUGGUGCAGUCUCUGAACCAAGGGGUCUUUGCGAUCGUUGACAUAAAAGUCAACAUAGAGCCGACAUGAGCAUUGAGAGUCAUGACUCGUGAGGCACAUUAAAGC
Molecule: messenger RNA, 801 nt
Organism: Prunus avium (sweet cherry)
Lineage: Eukaryota; Viridiplantae; Streptophyta; Magnoliopsida; Rosales; Rosaceae
Source: RefSeq, a predicted model, not a curated record